Messenger RNA from Melampsora larici-populina 98AG31, 1104 nucleotides. RefSeq lists its product as uncharacterized. The record is from RefSeq and is a predicted model, not a curated record. The transcript is spliced from 7 exons. The coding region runs from base 1 to 1104 and encodes 367 amino acids. Lineage: Eukaryota; Fungi; Basidiomycota; Pucciniomycetes; Pucciniales; Melampsoraceae.
AUGCUACUUACAUUGACCGACAUUGUAGUUACCAUUCUUUCACUUGGACUCUUGUCUUGGCUUCCGAUAAAUUGUUCCUUUCGUUGUUGCCUUUCUUACCGUAUCUUCGACUGCAUUGCUUUAAGUACUUGCACUAAGCCAAAGGCAAACCCACAAACAGAUUCCGAACUCUUGAACUUGAUUAGCCCAUUUAAAAUCCAAUUGAUCAGUCGAGUCAUGGCCGAUCCUACUGAAUCCACAACUCAUGGCCUCUAUCUAUCUGGCAAUUUCCACAUUGAAAAACAGACCAGCCAAAACAACGGUUGGAGGAAAGAGUGGAGAACUUUUAGUGCAUCAAUUUGGUGUAGUGGCGCAGGCCGAUCGAAGCGAUUGUCGUACGAUAUUGACGCCAAAGGUUUUGGACCUGCCGAACGCAAACUCGAGCCAGGCAACAUUUAUUUCUUGAGAGGCGCAUUUUUUCCUACUAAUGAUCUUGACAUCAAGGAUGUUUUCUAUUUUGAGGGCUCUGACCGCGGUUUGAUUUUGACCGCUACCGAAUUCAGCGGAGAUUUGGCUGACACGGUUGGCGCCACAGGAGUUGGUAUUGUCAAAGACCCCAAGCAAUUUACAGUCCAAUACCGUAUUCCGCCUACCCCUAAUCUCCUCGGCACACCUAAAAUUCUCAGAGUCGGCCUUAAUCCACAGGCGAAUAAAGUCUGCCCAACUACCGGCAACAAAGAAUAUGAUGUCAAUAUGAAAGACGGAAAAGUCAAAGUCAAAGAAGAAACCAACAAACCCGUUGGUUUGGCAAACAAACCUAUGAAAUUUGAGCCCAGAAGCUUAACUUCACCAUUCAAAUCACCCAUUAUUCCUACGGAUACUGAAUCUGCCUCCAGCAUGCCAUUUGCCCCAUCUGAUUUCGGACCUUCUUCCUUUUCCCGCGCUUCUUCUUCAAAGUCUACUCUCCCAUCUGGAUCAAGCGCUUCUCCAGAGAAGGCUGCAUUGGAGCCAUCCCCAAAGCCGGUCAAGAAAAGAGCCCUUGCUCAACCUAAACGUUCCACGAAGAAAAGUAAGACUCUCGACUUGACUUUGAAUGAGGAAGACGAGGAUGAAGCAAUUGUAUAA